AAAAUGAGAAUAUUUUGUAAGGAGAAUAAAUGGCGUACUGACAGCUUGAUAAAUUUUUGUUUCUUUUUUAUUUAAUUGCAUUUUUUCCAAUAAUUCAAAUGACUGGAAAUGUCACAUUUUUUUCAAGCAACAAUGUCAUUGAUAUUUCCACAAAAGUGAAUAAUUACAAUUUAGGAAAAUUAAGCUCAAGAAUGGCAGCAAAUACCUCUCAGGCAAUGACAAGCUUGAAAGAAGACAGUGUUGUCAGACAGAAAACUAAAGGUGAGCCUCUACAGGGAAGCAAUGUGACAAUCAACGCAGAUAAGAACAAUGAUCUGCAUAGAGAUUCUGUGGAUAGCUAUUUCAAUAAGAACAAUGGUUUGCUUAGGGCUGAGGACAACAAUGGAAACAGAAACAUCUACCUGCCAACAGACCAUGUUGAACACAAUGGCUCGCCUGCAGUCCAUGUGGAAAACAAUGGCUUGCCUACAGACAAUGUGGAAAACAAUGGCUUGCCUACAGACCAUGUGGAAAACAAUGGCCUGCCUACCGUACAUGUGGAAAACAAUGGCCUGCCAUCAGUCCAGGUGGAAAACAAUGGCCCGCCUACAGACCAUGUGGAAAACAAUGGCUCGCCUACAGACCAUGUGGAAAACAAUGGCCUGCCUACAGACCAUGUGGAAAACAAUGGCUCGCCUACAGACCAUGUGGAAAACAAUGGCCCGCCUACAGACCAUGUGGAAAACAAUGGCUCGCCUACAGACCAUGUGGAAAACAAUGGCCUGCCUACAGUCCAGGUGGAAAACAAUGGCCUGCCAUCAGUCCAGGUGGAAAACAAUGGCCCGCCUACAGACCAUGUGGAAAACAAUGGCUCGCCUACAGACCAUGUGGAAAACAAUGGCCUGCCUACAGACCAUGUGGAAAACAAUGGCUCGCCUACAGACCAUGUGGAAAACAAUGGCCCGCCUACAGACCAUGUGGAAAAACAAUGGCUCGCCUACAGACCAUGUGGAAAACAAUGGCCUGCCUACAGUCCAGGUGGAAAACAAUGGCCUGCCAUCAGUCCAGGUGGAAAACAAUGGCUCGCCUACAGACCAUGUGGAAAACAAUGACCCACCAAACUACCAUGUGGAAAGCAAUGACCCACCUACAGACCAUGUGGAAAGCAAUGGCCCACCUACAGACCAUGUGGAAAGCAAUGGCCCACCUUCUCAAGGUCUCACUUUAAGGAGUAGUAAGGAGAUAACAAGUCAUGAAUGGGAAGAGCUAAAAAAGAUGGUGUCUGUGCAAGCCUGUCUUGAAUUUGAUAACAAAGCUGAUGUACAGGAGGCAAUUUUGAAAAUAGUCAGAGAAAAAGGGUGUUUCCCAACAGAUACCAGUGCUGCUGAAAUUUCAGAAAUUAUCAUGGAUAGGAUGUGAAUCCCAAGAACAUAGAAGAAAACCAUGUUAUGCAAAUCAACAGCUUAAUUUUAUAGUGUUUUUUCUUCCCCCACUAAAAACAGCCUUUAAACUUGCCUUAACCCUUAACCAGCUGGAAUUAAAAGUUAGCGACCUUUGCCACCAGUAUAAAACCAGGCCAGCCUGCAUAAAUAUGCACUCUGACCAGGCUCUAUACUGUUGGCUGACCAACUCAAUAUUUUCAUUUCAAUAUCCCUCAAAAUUGAGUCCAUUUAAAUAAAAUUCAGCAGGUUAAGGGUAUAAUGAUGAAGAGUUAGUAGGUUGUAAUAAUUAAUGUUCACAUAUACAUAUCAAUUAUUAUAGGGCACUUUAUUUUUGUAACUUUCCCAGUUAUAUACUUUCCAACUAAAUUCAUUUCAAUUUUUUUUUCUGAACAGUUUCUAUGAAAUUACUCUUAUUGAGAAGAAUGAUCUCUUUUAAGCAAAUUCAAAGGCAGUUUAGAUGUAAGAAAUUGGUGGAUAUUAAACUUAUUGAUAUUAGAGAGAAGCUGAUGUUACCCUGAGAUUUGUGCAUAGUUCAGCUUUCAACGAAAAAGUUCAUUCUUGUGCAUUAACAGUAGCAAGUAAUGAUGAUUGUGUAUGGGCAUUUUUUGAUACCAGUUCAGAAUGUUGUGUUCUUAUAAGAUAAUCUUGCAGUAAAUUAUAACAAUUUAGUUAAAUAUAUAGUAGAAUAAAUUCAACCAGUAAAUUCAAUGACUGAUCUUACAGAUCUUUGCUUGUUGCAUGACAUUCAUUAUUUUCCCUUUUUAUGAUGUUGUAAUGAAACUAGGUCCAAUACAAUGAUUUUUCUUUUACGGGCAUUACCUGGUAUAUAUGUUUGAUGAUAUAUGAUAUGUAGGGCACAUUUGAUUCGGUUAAUACGUGUAAGAAAAGUUUGUUAAAUUGUACCAUUCCUAUAUAAUGCAUAUUUUAAAUCAUGUAUUAAAAUUGUUUCA
Ruditapes philippinarum (Manila clam) is the source of this 2371-nucleotide messenger RNA. RefSeq lists its product as uncharacterized. Lineage: Eukaryota; Metazoa; Mollusca; Bivalvia; Venerida; Veneridae. The transcript is spliced from 5 exons. Bases 310 to 1398 code for a protein of 362 amino acids. The record is from RefSeq and is a predicted model, not a curated record.